Messenger RNA from Mucor velutinosus, 1557 nucleotides. RefSeq lists its product as uncharacterized. The record is from RefSeq and is a predicted model, not a curated record. Gene Ontology annotation, molecular function: protein binding. The transcript is spliced from 2 exons. The coding region runs from base 1 to 1557 and encodes 518 amino acids. Lineage: Eukaryota; Fungi; Mucoromycota; Mucoromycetes; Mucorales; Mucoraceae.
AUGACAAAAGAAAAUCUCUCUCCACCUGCAACACCACCCACACAUAGCCCUGUUCCGUAUAGAUUGAACCUCCAACACCAAUUGCUAUCGUCAACGACAACAAAAGUACAAGACACUGGAGAAAAUCAAGAUCAUCUAGCCAACCUGAAAAACUCCUUUCACCUCCUCACAGCGACACAAAAGCAAUACUUUUUGUUUGAUAUCAUAAACAGUUGCGACAACUCACAGCUCACUUUUCUAAAUAGCAUCAUUGCACCUCGUCUUAAAGUCGACUUUCUCAAAGAGCUACCGCCAGAGAUUGCCUUGUCAAUUUUAUCUUACAUCACCGUGCCUUCUACAUUGGCUCGUGCAGCUUGUGUCUCUAAACACUGGAGCGCUUUGAUACGUGACGAAACCCUCUGGAAAUCCCUCUGCAAAACACACAACUACAAAUCACCCAACAAAGAUGGAUUCUGUUAUCGAGAGUAUUUCAAGCGCAAAUACAGUAUUGCAUCCGCCUGGCACACAGGUGGUAAAGUGACCACAGUAGACAAUGGCUUCUCACAAGGUCUGGUGACUUCACUGCAAUUCGACGAAAAAUUCACUGUAGUUGGAUGCGACAACCAUCGUAUUGAAGUGUUUGAUACCAAUUCUGGUAAAAAAGUUCGUACAUUGGAAGGCCACGAAGGUGGAGUUUGGGCAUUGCAAUUUAAAGGAGGCGAUGAGCAAGAUCCUGAGAGAAUAUUGCUUUCCGGCGGCUGUGAUAGGGAUGUACGAGUUUGGGAUCUAAAUCGUGGUAAAUUGAAAUAUGUCCUCCGUGGUCACUCAUCGACUGUCAGAUGUUUGAAAAUAAGAGAUAAACGGCUUGCUGUAACUGGCUCACGCGACACAACAUUGCGAGUUUGGGAUAUCAAAAGAGGCCAAUUACUACAUAUCCUUAGCGGCCAUCAAGCAUCUGUGAGGUGUGUCGACAUUCAUGGUGAUAUCGCUGUAUCAGGUUCCUAUGACUCCACUGCAAGAAUCUGGGAUUUGAGCACUGGUGCCUGUAAAUAUAUACUCAUCGGUCAUGUAUCUCAGAUCUAUACCAUUGUGACUAAUGGUACAAUCAUUGCCACUGGAUCAAUGGAUGCUCAUAUUCGAAUUUGGUCUGUUGAAACUGGUGAAUGCUUAUCCACAUUGCAUGGACAUACCUCGCUUGUGGGGCAGCUACAGUUAUCUGGAAAUACUCUUGUGAGUGGAGGCGCUGAUGGCUGUUUGCGAGUCUGGGAUAUGGAAACAUUUGAAUGCACACAGCAAUUUUCAGCACACGACAAUUCAAUCACCUGCCUACAGUUCGACGAUGACCGUAUCUUGAGUGCAGCAAACGACGGCAAAGUCAAGCUUUGGGACAUCAAACGUGGAAGACUUUUACGAAACUUUACACAGCCAUCAAAGAUUGUCUGGAAGAUACAGUUUAACAACACCAAAGCGGUUGUAUUGAUGCAGAGACCAAGGUCAGACGGAUCAGAUGAAGGCAAAACUGUAAUGGAAAUACACGAUUUUGAUUUAUCCGCAACUUCACCCAUAGAGGAAUUGUAA